Molecule: messenger RNA, 6796 nt
Organism: Helicoverpa zea (corn earworm)
Lineage: Eukaryota; Metazoa; Arthropoda; Insecta; Lepidoptera; Noctuidae
Product: ankyrin repeat domain-containing protein 50
Exons: 40
Coding region: 1-5403 (1800 amino acids)
Molecular function (GO): protein binding
Source: RefSeq, a predicted model, not a curated record
AUGACAGUGGUCUUGGGCAGUGAAAGUGGAUGGAUAAAGAGGAAGAGGACAACCAAAGAUACGAUAGAUUACUUAUCGCUUCCUCUAAACGACGUGGCGACAGCUCGUGGCCACGAUCGAACACCAACUGACCGCCAUCGAGGCUUCCCCGAGAGAGACCGUGAGGGCAGAGAGGGAUCCAGAGAGCAUCGCCGCGAAAGAGACCGGGAUAGGGAACGGGAUAGAGAUCCUUUUGAUUUUGAUGGAACACCAUUAAGUCCAAUAGCAUCGCGAGCCCACGACAAAGACUCUCGCCCAGUCCGCAAGUCCUCAUCAGCUCACAAGGUCACGGAGACCAGCAUAUCGACCGACAAGAGGCGCUUCUUCUGCAGGGAGUGGGCUUUCCAGAAGAUAGCUCAUUGUCUAGAGCAGAGGCCUGUUAGCAAGACUUGUGGCGCUCUUAUAUUGGGUGACGCAGGCAGUGGUAAGACAGCCCUCUGUCAGGAACUGAGUGAGCCUGGUCAGGGUCCGCAGGCGAGGCAGCAGAGAGCCCUCAACAGGAGACUGCUGGCUAGACACUUUCUGCAGAGUCACACGGAAAGCAGCUUAAGACCCGGUGAAUUUGUCCGCACUCUAGCUAUGCAAAUACUCAGUCAUUCUUCGAGAAGACCGAGGGCUGAUAACUCGGACCUAUCGCCCAGAGACCCCGAUACUCCUCAUAGUUAUAGACGUAAUUCGGAAGAAGAGAGGCUGAUCAAUCGGUUUCGUGAGCUGGGUGAUGAUACUGAGGAGAGCUCCAAACCAUUGCUGGCUGAUAGCGAGGACCAGCGCACAGACGACGAAGACACGUCAGCGCGGCGUCCGCGCACUAUACAGCGCAUACACGAGAAGGAAGACUAUAAGGAUCUACAUGCUGACGCCCCGCUCACUACGUUAGACGAUUUGCCGGAAAUCUUGCCAAGAUCAUCAGUGAAGCCGACGAACCCGUUCGUGUCGGACGAGAAGGACGAUCUGCGAUUGUACGAGAAUCACGAGAACUUGUUCCUGAGGAAUAUCUCGCAACGACAGUCUAAGGAGUUGCGGAAUUCCAGGUUACUCCGCCAAUCUUCAGAGCCGCUCUCCGAGAAGAAAGGCCACGUGCUACAGAAGAGUUUGUCCACCGAACAGAAGAAUGAUAGCUCCGGUGAUGACAAGAAGGUGGAGAACAGCCCGCCCAAGUCUAGAAUACCUGUCGCUAAUUUUAGGUACCCCAACAAAAGUGACUUACGUUCAGCCGAGAAUUCUCCCGUCAAGAAGCCAGAGCGACCACCUUCUCCUAAAGAAGAGUUGCCAGAGUACCAGAAUAUCCUCAAAGCUGAGUCAGAAGAGAUAGACAAGAUUGAGAAAGUGCAGAAGGGGAAAGAAGAAGAUGUUCCACCGCCGAUACCUAGUCUGCCGAUCAGUCCUAGGACUCUGAUAGCGAAUGCGUAUUAUGAUAAGCUUCUGUCUGAGCCUGAAAUUCAGCAGGCGCUGUUGCCCCAGAAUUUGGAGAAGAAUCCAGACGAAUGCUUCAAGAAGGCUCUGCUGUUCCCGCUGCUGGAGAUAGACCCGCCCAAACAGUGUCUGUUCCUACUGGUCGAUGCCAUUGAUGAAGGAGUAGUAGGAGGUAUCUGCGAAGAUCGAGAAGGCACAGAAGGCUCUACAAGCGUCGCCAGCCUCCUCUCCCGUCACCAGCACCUGUUCCCGCAGUGGCUGCUGCUCGUCUGCACUGCUAGGAAGCACUGCAGGGUGUUCACCAGGAUGUUCACAGGUUUCCGCAAGAUAACUUUGGACGAGUUGCAGCGAGCUCACGUGUCGGCUGAUGUCCAGAGAUACGUUCUGGCGCGGCUGGAUACAGAACCAAGGUUACGAGCGCGAGUAUCGAGCGAUUCGACAGCAGCGGCGGCGGCGGCGGCUGCACUCGAUCAUUUGCGAAUCAAGAGCGAUGGCUGCUUACUGUAUUUGGAGAAGGUGCUAGACGGCGUGGCAGACGGUUUUAUAGCUCUGCGCGAGAUUCGAGAGAUACCCGGCACUCUCAACGGACUGUAUCUGUGGCUAGCUCAGAGGCUGUUCCAUGGACGGAGGUUCACUAAGGUCCGUUUACUACUAGAUGUCCUGCUAGCGGCGCGAUGCGGCGUCACAGAGGAGAUGCUAUACAAAUGUCUGCUCACUAAAGAGUAUAGCGUUACUAGAGAGGAUUUUAAUAGACGACUACAUUUGUUGAGGAGGAUUCUAGUAAUGGAGCGUUCAACAGGCUUCCUAUCAAUGUUCCACCACUCCUUCGCCAAAUGGCUGGUGGACGUCAAGCAUUGUACCAGACGUUACCUCUGCUGUCCCACUGAUGGACACGCUGCCAUCGCCAUGUAUUAUACUCUCGAUGCUAAAAGAUUAAGCGCUUUGGAAAUUCACAACUACGUGUUUCAUAUGACUAGUUUAGAGCAGCAUAUGGCUUCGCAGAAGAAAACUAAAAUUAUUGAACAAAAAGAAGAUGAGUUAGAUCUGCAUACUUUAAUACUCCUCUGGGUUCUGGACUCCGGAUGUGACGUGGAGUCUGCUCUCAGGAGGGAGAGUGAGACUCAGAAACAGUUGCAGACUGAAGAAACACAGAAACAAGACGUGAAGGCUGAAACUGUAGACGGCGACCCUGAAUCUGAAAGCAAGGAUUCUAUAUCUGCAGACCCAACGGCACUCGAAGCCAUAAUGCCAGAGUUGAUAGCCGGUGAGAGCACUACUCACUGGCCGAGAGACCGACGCGUGCUGCGGGCUCUGCUGGAGCUGAGUCGAGCUGACUCCGUGCCUCCUGAAGCUGAGCAACAGGAGAUGAUGCUAUCAACAGACCAGCCUUUAGAGAACGAAGAUGACACCACGACUGCCAAAGAACAGGAUGAGGAAAUACCAUUGGAUCCUAACACCGUACAUGAGUUAGCUGCGAAAGGUGAUGAGGAGACCUUGGCUGCGCUGUUGAAGCGUUACCCCGGUCUGGUAGACGCGACGGACGCUACAGGCGGCACGGCGCUACACGCGGCGGCACGCGGCGGCCGCGCCCACGCCGCCGCGCUGCUGCUGCGUGCCGGCGCCCGCCCCGACGCCGCCGAUGCUGACGGCUGGAGCCCACUCAGGGCUGCGGCCUGGGCUGGACAUACUGAGGUGGUGGAAGUUCUACUGGAAUUCGGCUGUGACGUAGAUUGCGUAGACGCAGAUAACAGGACUGCUUUAAGAGCGGCAGCCUGGUCAGGCCACGAGGCCGUGGUCUCCCGUCUCCUAGCCGCCGGGGCUGACCCCGACAAAGCGGACGCGGAAGGCCGGACCCCCCUCAUAGCGGCCGCGUACAUGGGCCAUGCGGACAUCGUGAGAGCGUUGUUAGAUGCUGGCGCCGAGAUCGAUCAUGCUGAUGAUGAUGGUCGUACAGCACUAUCAGUAGCCUCUCUCUGCGCAAGUGGCUGCGCUUGCGCCGCGCUGCUACUAGAGCGAGGGGCGGACGUCUCGCGAGCUGAUCGCGAUAGAGCCACGCCGCUGUUGGUAGCUGCUUUUGAGGGUCAUACUGAGAUCUGCGAGCUCCUAUUGGAGGCAGAGGCGGACCCGGAGGCGGGCGACGCGGCGGGCCGCACGGCGCUGUGGGCCGCCGCCGCCGCCGGCCACGCGCGGGCGCUGCGCCUGCUGCUGUUCUGGGGCGCCUGCGUCGACAACAUGGACGCUGACGGACGCACUGUGCUGAGCGUGGCGGCGGCACAAGGUAACGUGGAGGUAGUAAGACAGUUGUUAGACCGGGGGCUGGAUGAACAUCAUAGAGACAAUUCCGGGUGGACGCCGCUACAUUAUGCUGCUUUUGAAGGCCACAUAGAAGUCUGCGAAGCUUUACUAGAAGCUGGUGCGAAAGUCGACGAAGCCGACAACGACGGGAAAGGACCCCUCAUGCUGGCAGCCCAGGAAGGUCACCACAAACUGGUGGAAAUCCUCAUAGACCAGUGGGAUGCGAGGGUGGAACAGCGAGCUCAUGACGGGAAGACCGCUUUCAGACUAGCAGCACUAGAAGGCCACAUAGAGACAGUAGCAGCGUUGUACGCGCGCGGCGCAGUAGUGGACGCGUUGGACGCGGACCGGCGCAGCACUCUGUACGUGCUGGCGCUCGACAACCGCCUGCCCAUGGCGCGGUACCUGCUCACGCAGUGCCGCGCGCAGGCUGAUACUACUGACAGCGAGGGCCGAACACCUUUGCACGUGUCAGCGUGGCAGGGACAUACGGAUAUGGUCAACCUACUGAUCAAAGUUGGUGGUGCAGCCGUAGACGGUAGAGACAGAUGCCGUCGAACGGCCCUCCAUGCGGCAGCUUGGAGGGGCCGCGUCAACGUGCUGCGAGCGUUACUCGACCAGGGAGCCGACCCUGCUGCCGUGUGUACCCAAGGCGCUACACCACUGGGUAUAGCCGCUCAGGAAGGACACGAAGAGUGCGUGUUGUGGCUUCUACAGCACGGUGCCGAUCCGUUGCAAGCUGAUCAUUGCGGUCGUACUCCAGCGAAGGUGGCGUGGCGAGCUGGUCACGCGAACAUCUGCCGGCUGCUGGAGCGAUGGGCUGCGCCUUCAGCCCCCGCAGCCGACCUGCAGCCGCGCCCGCCCAGCGCCGGUUCACCAGAAUACAAGCGUCGCAGCGUACACAGCUCUAACUCGACCAAAUCGUCGUCCAAUAUGACCGCCGGCUCCGCCCGCUCGCACUCGCACCACGACCCGCCUGACACUAUUACUGAGAAGCCAAACCGCGCGAACUUAUCGCUCUCGUUCGCCCAGCAAGUGGCGCGGUGCGGGCGCGGGCGCCGAGACAUACCCGAGCACUCAGACAUACCCGAGCAUCAUGUCGUCGAGAAAGAUUCCAAGCUGAGGAGCUACCUAGCCAACGAACGUGACGCGGAACUAGUAACCUGGUCAGGUGCCGGCCGCCGCUCCAACUGGCGCGGCGACUGCUCGCCUCUCUACGCCAGUCCGCCUCGUACUCCCGUCAGUGACGUCACUUCCCCCACGCUUCCGUCACUUCCUACUGCUGUGUUACAGCCCGUACUGACAGAUACGCAUUUCAAUAGGGAUACACAUAUGAGGAUUAUUUUGGGAAGGGAUAGUAAGCCGCCGCAGGAUCGGAGUGAAAGCGAGGUGUGGAAAGCGAUGGGUCGCGUAGCGUACAACAGGCUUGUGGGCAGUUUCGGCCGCGCUAGAGGCCGAAUAUUUAAAAACAAGAGUAAGAGGAACGGCAUCGUGACAAAUCCAGCGAUGCGAUUGGUCGCGAACGUCAGAAAUGGACUUGACAGCGCAGCCGCCAACAUACGCAGAACGGGCGUAGCCCUAGCGGCUAGUGCCAGCUCCGCGAACCCGGCCGUGAAGACCAGCGCUUUCCAAUGGAGAAAGGAAACUCCACUAUAAACGGAACACAUGAAAAAACUACGGCUUAAAGUUCAAAAGAACCUUCGACAAGGUAAACGGGUUAAUUUUCUCGUUUAAAAAAUUCAAGGUCACCUUUUCAAGGUCAAGGUCAGAUUUUCAAGGUCAAUGUGAUUUGAAGGUCAGGUGUGAUGAGUUUUGUUUAAUCUAGCUUUUUGGUUUGAAAAGUUUGAUUUAAAAUUUGGUUUUGUGAUUGAUUUGUCACUUGUAGAGAUUGCCAGUUUGAAAAAGGUUGUUUUUUAGUAAUGUGGCAAUAUUGAGUUUAUUGAUGCUUGUGUUUAUAUUCGAUAUUUUUAGAGGCCUACUCGAAUAUUUAGCAUCGAUUUAAAAUGUACCUGUCUGUUUUAGAGGAUAAAAAUUAAAAUUUAACGAUUUGAAGGAAUUAUAGUUUCUUAAAAAACUUCCACAGUUUCGAUAAAUCCUAAGACAGACAGACAUACAUCUUACUUUUGUCUAUAUACCUAAGAAAAUGUACAUAAAGGUACAUACAUAAUGUAAAGUUCAUGAUUAUUAUAACUACUAAAGGCAAUAUAUAAAAAAUAACGUGUAUUAUAGAAAGUUUAAUUAUUGGAAAAAAGUAACGUUUAUAGAUAUAAAUGACGCAUAUAAACAUAUAUUUUUAAUAAUUAAUAAUACAGAAAAUAGUAUUUUUCCUUUUUCGUUCUCGUCAAAUUACUUUGCCGCUCUAACGUUAGUCUGAAAUGUCUUGAUUUAAACUUCAGGACGGCAAACUUAUAUGACAAGAACUGUAUAUUAUGUUUUCUUUAUAUGGGCCUAAAACACAUACAAAUCUAUGUAUUUCAUAUAACAGUACUAUAUACUUAUAAUAUUUUUGACAUAUAUCAAUACUAAUUUUCUGUAUACGUAAUCUAUACUUAUAAAUUUUUUGUUUGUUCAACAUUUCUAAACGAUAAUUUGAGUUUGACAGUUAAUGCGAUGCUAUACGAUUUAUUUGAGUAAAAAAAAUAAUGAAACAAUUCUAUGAAGGGUUUUUGACUGUAUUUUUCGCUAAGUUACAUGCAUUUGAAGCCUAUAUGUUAUUCUAAAAUAUAAGCUUUAUUAAUGUCAAGUUUUAUCAGAUUUAUUUCAACCGUUUGUGCGUAAAGAAAGUACGCAGACAUAUUUUCGCCUUCAAUUAAAAUUAUUAAAAAUUCAGUCAACUACCCAAAACCUUCGCAAUUGCUAAAAAAUAUCUAGUCUUUAGGUGCUGGUAAAGCUAUAUCUAUAGCAUCGCACAGCUUUCAAAACUAUCAAUGCUUUACUUUUUAACCGACUUCUAAAGAAGGAGGUUCUCAAUUAUUAGACCGCGUAUUUUUUACUAUUUACUAAUAUUAUAUCAGUAUUAUUAACACAUUAAAAUGUAUUGGCUAAAUUA